Galeopterus variegatus (Sunda flying lemur) is the source of this 781-nucleotide messenger RNA. RefSeq names its product transcription elongation regulator 1-like (gene TCERG1L). The record is from RefSeq and is a predicted model, not a curated record. The coding region runs from base 44 to 721 and encodes 225 amino acids. Gene Ontology annotation, molecular function: transcription coregulator activity; RNA polymerase binding. The transcript is spliced from 6 exons. Gene Ontology annotation, cellular component: nucleus. Lineage: Eukaryota; Metazoa; Chordata; Mammalia; Dermoptera; Cynocephalidae.
GGUCUGGACGGGCGAUGACAGGGUUUUCUUCUUCAACCCCACGAUGCAACUCUCCGUCUGGGAGAAGCCGAUGGACCUGAAGAAUCGUGGAGACCUCAACAGGAUCAUUGAAGACCCGCCCCACAAACGCAAGCUGGAGGCCUCAGCAACCGACAGCAGCGACGGGUCCAGUUCUGAGGAUGGCAGGGAAGACCAGAGCCUGAAAACCAAGAGGAACCGGACUGAAGGCCAUGGGAGUCCAGGUCUGGAAGAGGCGGAGAGAGAGGACAAAGGCACCAGGACGCCACCCCCGCAGAUCCUCCUGCCCCUGGAGGAGCGCGUGACCCAUUUCCGAGACAUGCUCCUGGAGCGAGGGGUGUCAGCAUUUUCUACGUGGGAGAAAGAACUACAUAAAAUUGUGUUUGACCCACGCUAUCUGCUACUAAACUCUGAGGAACGAAAACAGAUAUUUGAGCAGUUCGUCAAGACAAGAAUAAAAGAAGAAUACAAGGAAAAGAAAAGUAAACUGCUGCUAGCCAAAGAAGAAUUCAAAAAGCUUCUAGAGGAAUCUAAAGUGUCACCCAGGACCACGUUUAAGGAGUUUGCUGAGAAAUAUGGCCGGGAUCAGAGGUUUCGACUUGUUCAAAAAAGGAAGGACCAGGAGCACUUUUUCAACCAAUUCAUACUUAUUCUUAAGAAGCGGGACAAGGAGAACAGACUAAGGCUCCGGAGGAUGAGAUGAGUUUGUGCAAAGGCAGCACGGGGCGUGAGUCAGCCGGGCGAGCCGCCGCGCGUGACCAGG